CACAUUUCCCUUCGGGACUUCCUUCCAAGGCUGACCAGGCCGGAUAUUUGAAUCCUCUCGAUCCACUGCUUACUGAAUAUUUGACGUGUCCACCCCACGUUUUUCGUCUUUCUGUCAAGACACACUUGGGACGAGAGACAGAGAAGCAAUCAUGGCCGCUGCUGCACCUUCCUCAUGGACUGAUUUCCCCCGGGCAGUCGCCCCCGUGGUAGUUUCGCUUGUUCUCGAGGUGCUGGCUAUUCUUGCUGUGGGGCUGCGUUUCUACUCACACCGACUGAAGCGAGUGAGCACCGCGGCUCAUGAUUUCGCUAUUCUGGUCGCCUUGAUCUUUUCAACCGGUCUAGUGAUCUGUCUCAUUCUAGCCACCGUCUUGGGAGGUCUCGGUCAACAUAUCACUGAACUGUCUAAUCCGACGGUGCAGUUAGUCAGGUUUGCCAAGAUCUACCUUGCCAUCUCGCCCAUCUGGGGAGUUGCCAUCAGUGGAGUCAAGAUCUCGAUCCUCCUACUCUACAUCAGCAUCUUCCGGCGCAAGACCUUCAUCCGAUGCUGUUAUGCCAUGAUCGCCUUGCAGGUGAUCUGGUGCAUUGGCGUGAUCCUCGCCUCAUUGCUUCUCUGCCAGCCGAUUCAGCUGAACUGGGAUGCCACGGCAAAGGGCCACUGUGGCAGCAAGGAAGGCGCCUACUUGUCACUGCACAUCACCAAUCUGAUCUUCGAUGUCAUGGUCGGCCUGCUACCAAUUCCAGUCCUAUGGACGCUCCAGUUGAAGUUGCGUCGGAAGAUCAGUUUAUCGUGCAUGUUCGCGCUGGGAAUCGCGAUUUGCAUCAUCACCAUCUGCCGUAUCACCCUCAUCAAUGACUUGAUGGGCACAGACUUGACCUACUCAACCACCACGCUGUGCACAUUCAUGAUCCUGGAGACCCUGCUUGGAGCGAUCCUUGCAUGUCUUCCUACGUUGCGACCGGCAAUGGAGAAGUUUUCGACCCUGGCCACUUCCUCUAGCAGCGUGCGCCGACUGCGCGGCGGCAGCACGACGGGUAAGUCGGCUGACCACUCGAGCAUCGAACCCAAUACAACGACCGCUUCCAGCACCCGUAACUACAAGGACUUCCAGCGUCUCAAUGCCAGUAUGGACUCUACAUCGAAGCUGCACCGGACAACGGUGACGAGCGAACAUGGAGACCUACCAGCGGGGAGGACCGAUGAAGAGAAUAUCUACGUGGUCGAUACCUGGAACAUUGAAAUGGGGCGGAAACCAUCGCGUAACUGAACCAAGGCUGUGUGCUUUAGUCCGCUGCAGGCCGGCUCGGCUUACGUCCGUCACACUGAAUUGUGCCUAGAGGAGGCAGUGAUGAGG
Messenger RNA from Aspergillus costaricaensis CBS 115574, 1354 nucleotides. RefSeq lists its product as uncharacterized. Bases 152 to 1267 code for a protein of 371 amino acids. Lineage: Eukaryota; Fungi; Ascomycota; Eurotiomycetes; Eurotiales; Aspergillaceae. The record is from RefSeq and is a predicted model, not a curated record. The transcript has 5 exons.